Pleuronectes platessa (European plaice) is the source of this 796-nucleotide messenger RNA. Its product is annotated as macrophage mannose receptor 1. Bases 35 to 796 code for a protein of 253 amino acids. The record is from RefSeq and is a predicted model, not a curated record. The transcript has 5 exons. NCBI's taxonomy places the organism in Eukaryota, Metazoa, Chordata, Actinopteri, Pleuronectiformes, Pleuronectidae.
UCACAGGAGAAGACAUCGGUGCAUCAGACAAAUCAUGUCUAAAUAUCUGGUGAUUUUGCUGCUAACAUCUGGUAGUGUCACCUUGUGUUCACAGAUUUAUUAUGAGUAUCACCUGGUAAACGAGGCUAAGACCUGGGAUGAGGCCCAGAGUUACUGCAGGGACAACCACACCGACCUCGCCACCAUUUAUAACUAUGACGACAUGGAGUUGCUGGUGAACAUGACUCCCAGUAAUUUAGGAACUAUCUGGAUCGGUCUGAGAGAGACGGGGCCGGAGUCCUGGUACUGGUCUGUGGGGGAAACAGGGAUGAGCUACGAAUCGCCUACCUACUCUAACUGGGCCAGUCUCAAUGAUCCUGAGCACGACUGUGGAGGCGUGAGGGCUGAUGGGAAAUGGCUCAGCGUACUUUGUGGAACAGCUCUUCCUUUCGUCUGUCAGGGAGUUGAGGGGUCCGGCGAGGUGACCUUGGUCUUUCAAAAUAUGACGUGGCCGAUGGCCCAACAGUACUGCCGCAAGCACUACAUGGACUUGGCCAGUGCGAGAAACCCGAGUGAAAACCAAUUAUUACAGCAAGUGUUCAGUGAAGAUGGGUCGCCAGCCUUGGUCUGGAUCGGUUUGUUCAAAGAUAAAUGGAAGUGGACGGACCAGAGCGACAGUUCCUUUAGAUACUGGGCCAGAGGUCAACCAAACAAUGAUGGAGACUGUACAUUGUUCCACAUCAACGGGUGGUUAGACAGAGGCUGUCAGACCAAGUUUCCCUUCUUCUGCUAUACUGGUUUCAAGUUGAAGAUCUAG